Aspergillus nomiae NRRL 13137 is the source of this 882-nucleotide messenger RNA. RefSeq names its product pyrroline-5-carboxylate reductase family protein. Gene Ontology annotation, molecular function: pyrroline-5-carboxylate reductase activity. Bases 1 to 882 code for a protein of 293 amino acids. NCBI's taxonomy places the organism in Eukaryota, Fungi, Ascomycota, Eurotiomycetes, Eurotiales, Aspergillaceae. Gene Ontology annotation, biological process: L-proline biosynthetic process. The record is from RefSeq and is a predicted model, not a curated record. The transcript is spliced from 2 exons.
AUGUCGCUUGUCCAGAAGCCUGUUCAUUUGACAUUUCUCGGAUGCGGCCACAUCGGCAGAGCUCUACUCGGAGUUCUACUUCCACGGGUCGCUCAGCCUGACAGUCCGAUUUCUAAGAUUACCGUUGCUCUUAGGCGUAAAGAAUCAGAAGCACAGCUUCGAGACCUGUACCACAGCAGUCGGGCUCCAGUGAACAUUGUUUCUGGCCAAAAUAUCAAUGCGGUCAAGAACGCAGACGCCAUUCUUUUGGCCUUUCCCCCGGAACAGGUACAUAAGGUUCUUGAGCCAUUCGAAAUGCGACAAGCCUUACGAGACAAGAUUAUCAUCAGCAUUCUCGCCAGAACACCUCAAGACAAACUAAAGCAAUUAAUCGGAGGAAAUGACAAGACAAAUGGUCUGGUGAUGAAAGACAUCCGACUCGUUCGUGCAAUGCCAACUAUGGGAACCGAAGUUCAGGAAUCGGCGACUCUCAUCGGCGAUCCCAGUAGUCCUGCAGAGAAAGAGGCUCUGGAAUUGGCGAUGUGGAUGUUCAACUUGGUCGGCAAGGUGUUUAAAAUCUCACCUGAUUAUUUUGACACCUCAACGGGUAUGAGUGCAUUUUGCAACGCACUGACGACGGUAGCAUUGCAAUCUAUCGCCCAAAAGGCUGCUGCCAAGGGUGUUCCAAUAGAGAAGGCUGUUGCCAUCGCUUCCCAAUGCAUUCGAGGGAUGGUGAGCAUGGCUUUGUCCGGAGUCAGUCCUGAGCAAUUGGAGCAUUCGUUAUCUGCACCGGGGAGUAUAACUGGGCAAGCGAUAUCUGGACUCAGAGACGGUCAACUAGCGACUCUUCUUGAAUCUUCAUUUUCCGCAGCUAUUACGAGGGCAAGAGAUGAGCAUUCAUAG